Anopheles funestus (African malaria mosquito) is the source of this 10698-nucleotide messenger RNA. RefSeq names its product trafficking kinesin-binding protein milt (gene milt). NCBI's taxonomy places the organism in Eukaryota, Metazoa, Arthropoda, Insecta, Diptera, Culicidae. The record is from RefSeq and is a predicted model, not a curated record. The coding region runs from base 4081 to 7824 and encodes 1247 amino acids. The transcript is spliced from 6 exons.
AAUCAUUUUUUGUUAAUGGUCGAUAUGAUCAAACAUGAUCAACAAUCAUAUAAUGUUAAUAGUUUGUGAAAUGUACGUUUAUUUAUCUAUUUAUUAAAAAGAGAUGGUUUUCGCCGAUGUUGCAUGUUUUUCGUUCAAGUAACUUUUUAUAAAUAGAUCGUAACAUCUCUUUAAUUGCUAUUAUUUUUCGAUCUCACGGUUAUAAACUUCGAGCCAAACGUAUUUACAACCUAAUAGCUAUAAUUUGAUGUUUUGUGCGGUGUUAAAAUCGAAAGUUUCAUUCGAUAUCGGAAGCUUUGAACAGUUGCACCAUUAAUGAGCUACUACACUGUACCAACACGACAAUCACGUUUCUGGACAAGCCCUUAAAGAAAUAAGUAUUAUUAUUUAUCGACUUCUCAGGCUCAUAAUAGUACAUCGUGCCAUUGAUCGACAAGCAUAUGAUCAUCAUUGCUGUCGUCCAUGGCAGAAAUAGACAGAUCAUUUCACGUUUGCUAUCAAUAUUUUCAUCUCGGCGGUAAUGUCGGCGAAAGUUGUUUUGCUGCACCUUCUUCUAGUUGGUGGAAAUGGGCAGAAAACUUAAUAAUUGGUAGUCAAGUAGUAGCAGCACGGCUAUUUCUAAUAGUUGGAUUGGACCAUCUCGUCAUAUCAAUGUAACAUUAUUCACGUUUUUCUUCUGUUGAUCACUGCAUCAAACAUGAAAUCUCCCAAAUCUGACAAAAUGUUUCGGAUAACGUUUCAUCAACCCCUCAUCAAAUGUACGUGCUGAUAUCUUCGUUAGAUCUUUGUUUUAUCAAUGGCGGUGUUGCACAAAAUCUGGUUGAUUGACGUCCAUCAAAAUGCGACAUCCAGUAAUCAUUUCACUUUCGUUGCAAAGAGAAAGGUGUUUUUGGGAAGACCUUUACAUUUCUUACCGUCUUGUUUGCCAGUUGUGUCCAGUAGCCGCUCCUUUACUUAUUAUCGAUGGCGAAAGAACCGAUAUGUUCGCUUCACCUGGGGGACACUAAAACAAGGGUUUUGUACUUGUUGUCCACGCGGAUGGGAUUAAAACCGGUCCCGUUUGCGUAAUAUCUUCCUUCUUCGAACUGUCAAAACAUGACGAAUGUCGUGCGUUGCCAAGAAGCUAGUGUUUUUUUCUCUCACCCCAGGCUUCGGGUUAUGCCAAAUGUGGCAAAUGUGGGAAUGCUUCCGUGUGCUGCAUCACACCUGCCCUCUGUAUGUAACCUCAGACGAAAGUUACCAUUGCUAAGAUAUAAACGUUCCCGCACGUACGCAUUCGUGCAACAUGCGGCUACUUUGUCUGCAAAACAGACCCGCUGGGGGUCUUAUCGUUCGUGUGCAGUUGGGUUAAAAUGCUACAAGAUUUGGCAAACCAUUGACCAGUCGUAUGCAUUUAUUUUCUACUGCUGUGGGUUGUUUAUCCGGUUGCAAAGGUUUUGUGUCCUUUCACUUGUACGAUCUUUUAACCCUAGGUGCUUACUAAAGUAUGAUGUUGAAUAAAUUGUUAUCUAAGAUCAUGCUGAUACUACGCGGAUGCUUAGCAAGUGAUUUUAUUAACAAGAAGACGGCUUUUCAACGCGAGGCAACGACACUAUUGCCACGAUGCAUAUUGCGAUGUAAUAUUAUCGAUUAUGUCGUCGAGUAGUUCCUGUUAAUUUGUCAAAUGUUCAUCGCUACCAGCUUGUUAGUGCACUUUCCUAUUCCUUAAUGACGCUGAGAGGAGAACUCACACAGCGUAUGAUGCUGUGACAACGAACAUUCAAAUUCAAUCCGUAGAGGUGAGGAGGAUUAGAUAACGUUAUCUAAAAAAUCGUGACUUCCACCUUGGGAUCUAAUCAUGUCCGAAGAGAGUUUAUCUCUCUUCAUUUAGGGAAUAUUAUUCGAAUUGUUUGGAAUCACACGAGUUAAAUUAAUUUUCUUAACUUUCGUGUUUUAUUGACAUGUUUCAGUUGAGUUUUGAGUAUAAACAAGACAUACAAUAAGUGUCAGAGUAUAUUAUUUAUUAUUGUAUAUCUCCACGCAUGCAUUAAUUUAUUCGAUUUUCCCAAUCUCUCACAAUUAGAUUGGUCUUUUGUACCAAACGGCGUAAAGAGUAUAAUAAUAAAAAGAUUCCGCUCAGUUCCAACCCCUUUUCACUUUCAGUCAGUCAGUCAAAGUUUUUUGUUUCCUCCCAAAAUCAGUCUCGCUUCUAUCAUGCGGGCAUGAAAUAAUAAAUACAUUUCCAAAAGUUAGCUCAUUUCAACCAAGACGAACGACACCGCCAAUUUUUUAGCGGCGAGGAAAGAAAAUUUUCCUCUAUCAGCACCAUGCCGGUAGUUACACACCCAGUUGCGUUCCUCGAAUGAAUCCAUUAAGCCGCUGAUUCUGUUUUUGCCAUUUUUUCAUCUUUUUCCUGUCUAGUUUCAAAUGUGCAUAUUUCCUGCCGGUCUCUUAAACAAUGCAAACACAGAGGCAAGCGCAUACUGCGCGAUUUUAUGGAUCGCAAAAUUGCAACGCUUUUUAUGGCUUUCACGUGAUCUGUUUUUUAUGUACCAAUGCAAAGUUGUUCGCAUCAAGUGUGGCCCGGAACACAACGAGCAAAAUGGUAACCGAUAAUGCGUUUUACUGUUUAUUGGAUUUUCAUUUGCUUUUGUAAUUAAUCGACGUAGAGGCGGAGUACAACCCAUGGGGAGUUUUCAUUCGCAUUAAACACUUGAGACACUUUUGGAUUUAUGAAAGCAAACAAUUUAUCUAAAAUAUUGGAAUAGAAGCCAUGUGUUAUCCAGCGCUGGUUGUUUUGCCUUAUUACAUUGCUGAGAAAAGCAUUUUCCGCUUUGAUAAGACUUCAUUUGUGUUGUCUCGAAACAGUUGAUAGCGUGCAAAGGUAGCUUUAAAAAUAUAAUCCAUGUCAUCGAUCGGGUCCAUUUUUGGGUUUGAAACCUUUGUCCCAAGGUAAUCCUAGCCUUGGUGAUAUGUUUUGUGAAGCUGAUGUAUAGCGAAUGUUUGUCCUUUGAGCAGUGUUCAAACUAUCCUUCGUGUUGGAAAAUAGUUUUUACUUAACGUCUCACAAGAUUUAAUUAGUAUAUCAACGUUCAUGUCAAUAUUUAAAUAUGAUAUUUUUUCUCUCUUUGCUAUAUGUUUUCCAUACGAGUUUGUUUUUCGUUGAGGGUAAAGUCGUCUCCCCAGUGAAUCGCGUGACCAAGCAAGCCAACGUGUUACGGCAUAAUGUUAUUCGCGACGACAAUUUAAUUUAGAUACCGCCUUUUUGGGGUAUGAUUUUCUUUCAGCCAGUGUUUAUUAUGAUAAUAUCGUAAUUGAUUUGUUACCAAAUCAAAGACACAAAUGUCAACAGAAAUCAAUGUAUUAAAUAUUAUUGAGCUUUUGUUUGAAAAUUUACAAUAUCCACAAACAGGCACGUAAUUUUUUACGUUGCUCUUGUUACGCGGAUUGCAUAAGUAGCCGGGCGGGCCGGGUUUUUAUGUUCUUCGAAAUGGAUUCGAAACCCCGUUGGUUUACGCUAGUGUCCGCUAGGCGGAGUUAUUGAUUGAAUGAAAUGUUUUGAAUGGCAGCGUUUUGAACAGCUGUAGAGCACAAUUAUUCAUUGUUUUUAAAUUUUCUAUUUCUUCUGUUGUAUAAUAUUUGUUGUUAAAAAGAUUGUUGUCCACACCUGCGGUCAGUUUCUAUUGUUAUCACAGAUCUUAAUUCGAAACCCGCAUUUGUUUUCGAAUAUGCUUCGGCUGCGAUAUGUCAGACUUCGGGUAUGACGUUUAUAACCGGAUUGAAUUCUUCGUAAACAUUCAUAACAGUCAAUGUGCACAAAACUCUGUGUUCCGUGGUUUUAUGAAAUUUCGGUGUGAUUUUGCUAUCCAGUUCGCGUGUUUUUUACUACUAAUGUUUUGUGAUAUUCCGUAUUACAUGUAUCUCUUGAGAAUGUGAUCGAAAUGGUUGUGCAAAGUUUUAACGGAAUCAGGCAAGAAUUCUGUUACAUGGAAUUCUAAGUUUAUCUGUGCUUACACUACAAACAAUACCGUGACUGUCGUUAAAUGUAAGGUAAAGAAAGUUUUCAAAGAAAAGAGAAAAAACCCUCAAAACGGCCCGGAAAUGCUCUCCCGUGCAGUGAAUGUGUUUCGUAAGAAAAAGUCUCGCAAAUCAUCCAGCUUGACCGUAAACGAUGGUGAAGAUCACGGCACGGACACGAACGCAAGUGAAACGGAAACCGAACCGGACGAUUGUAGUUGCCGCUCGGAACCGAUGCUACCGGCAUCCAUCUCACCAUCCACCACACGUCUGCAGGACAGUUCACCCGCUUCCUCCACCGAGUACUUCCAAGAUGGUCCCGACCAUCGUAAGGAAAAUGAUUGGGUUACGAGAAGGAAAAAGCAUCCGCGCAAAGAAGCAAAGGAGAGCAUCAAUGAUGACGAUGAUGUCGAGCAUCGGAGUUCAAGCAUCGCCUCAACGCUCCUGUCCACUAUUCGUCGCGCUCGGUCGCGAUCUCGGUCUCGGUCAAUCUCGUCAUCCGUCGCAGCUGACCGAAGUACACCCAAAUUGCUUCCCACAUCGAAAAGUACGCUAAGUAGCCAUCGUGGUGGUGAUGGUAGUGGUGUCGCUUCUUCCGCACUGCACGGGGAGGAACACAUUGCACCGGCCACUGUUGUCAGCUCGGUCAGCUUCGCAUGUGACACGAAGAGGCACGGUGGGGCAAGGGAGGGACUGUCCGAGGAUCACCACAACCGAUCGCCAACAACCCUUUCCACUGGUAAUGGGGGUGGGCUGGUGGGGGAUGUUGAGCGACGAGGUGAAGGAAAAUGGCAAGUCCUAUGCGGUAACCGAGUGAGCCAAAUGACCCGCGCGUACGAUGACAUAGAUGCUGUAACGCGCCUGCUGGAAGAAAAGGAAAAGGACCUCGAGCUAACCGUACAGAUCGGUAAGGAGUUACUAGCACAGAAUACGCACCUCGAGAACCGGGUCGCCGAGCUGGAGCAGGAGCUAAAAACUACCAACGAAAACCGGGCGCAGCUCUCGCACGAGCUGCAUCAGAAGAUCGAACUGAUCGGAAUACUGACGAACGAUGCCGACGAUACCAGUGAGAAUGUCACACCGACGGCAUCGAAGUCGAUCAACUUGGAGCUGCUGCAGCGGAAGGUUAAACAGUUGGAAGACGAAAACAAAUCCCUACGCACGGAAACCGCCCAGCUAGUGAAGGAAACGGACGAGUGCGAGGAGCAGGAACGCAGGCUGAUGGCGGAUAUCGCGAACCAGCUGACAACGGCCAAUAGCGAGUUUGACGGUUUAAAUUUGGAACUCGAACGACUGAAGGAGGAGAACCGGCUGCAGCAUGAACAGAUCAUCAGCCUUACAGGCCGGCUCGCGGAAGCCGAGAUACGACUGCAUCAGCUGACAUCCGAGAACGAGGAGGCGUCCUCGCUGCUAAGCAUCACCAAAGAAAACCAGAACCUGCUUGCCGGCGAGCUGGCGGAAUUCAAGUUACGCUACCAGGAAGUGUUAAAUCUGUUGCAAGAAACGCAGGAACAGCUACGCCGUCAGCGUAAACGUUCGCAACCGCUCGCACGCAGUUCACUUAUACCGGGCAUUACGGGAAUGCCUGCCGCACCGGAUUCGCUACAAUCGGAACUGAUGGAAACGUCCCUAUACUCGGAGCACAGUCUCGAUUCGGGUAUUGAUUCGGUGCGUGGCGUUGGUCUCGGUGGUGGUUCGAUGAUGGGUGGCCUAAUGUCUGGUUCGGGCGCACAGCAACAACUGCCCGGCUACCGGAAGGUGUUCGAAACGGUGCGCUCCGCUAGUCGUGCGAAUCCGAACGGAUUUAGUGAUAGUUUCUCACAACUCGGUUCGAUGACGAUGAGUUCCUCCUCGCAGCCACGCAUGGCACCGUACGUGUAUCCCGGACUGGGUGGUGCUACCGGCCACGCUAGUGGCAAUGCCGGAAUUACAACAAUGACACACUCGUACAAGAGCGGUUCUUCCGUGUACAGCACAAUGUACGGUGGUGGCAGCUCACUCGGUGGGCGGUCUUAUUCGCGCGAGAGUCUAACGGCCGAUUCCGAAGAUGGUUAUCCGGGUCCGGCACAAACCGGCAUCCCCGGUGCGCCGGGUGCGAAGGAUCUGGAGGCGGCACUGAAACGUCUUACCCCAGCGGAAGUGCUCGCAAGGCGCGCGAUGUUGCAACACGCACCGCUCGGCACGUACAGCUACGACGAGCAACCGACGGGCAUUCCGCUUGGAUGCCGCACACCGGACAGUAUUAUGUCGACCGGCUCGUCCGGGCUUUCGGGGCUUUCGUCGUCGGCAACGGGUAGCGGUAAUGGGCAGUGGCGUCUUCCAGAGAAGCUACAGAUUGUGAAACCGAUCGAAGGUUCGCAAACGCUUCAUCACUGGUCGCGGUUGGCGACACCAACGCUGAGCGGCCUGCUCGAGGAGCGCCCGGGCGUUACGAUACGCGGUGGACGCGGACUGGACGAACUCGGUCUACAGACAUACUCGCUGUCGGACGUCGAGGAGGACGAAGAUACCGAGGACCAUCCGGGCAAGCGGUUCCAAUCGUUCGGCUGCACGUACACGUACACCAACAGCACCGUACUGCAUCCGGACGAUGGUACGACGGCAGUCACAUUCAGCUUGCCGCCUUCACAAAUGUCCUCCCAGAUGGCAUCAGAGUGUCCAACACGACAACCGACCGCUCCUUCAACACCGCGCUCGAGUCUGUCGCGUCGCAAUUCCUGUUCGACGUUCAGCGUUAACAUGGGACUGGCGUCAAUGUUGAACGAACGUGGCAUUAAAGCGGUCACACCCAGUGCACUUAAUACGCCCGCCGGGCCAAACUUUUCACCCACGGUGACACCCUGCAAUAGUCCCGAUGGCUCACCUACUCGUUCAAUGUCACCGGAACCACCACUCCUGUCAGGUUUGUUAGCAUCGACUGCUGAUAUCCUUCGCAAACGAUUCUCCGCAUCAACCAGUGUUGCCAGCGGUAGCGCUGCCCAUGGUUCCGCAACCGAUCCUGCCGAUCGGCCAUCGAGAAUUAUAUCCCGCAAUAAGGUCGCACUGUCCCGGCUAGAGAAGAAAGCGCUACGCUCAAUUAAGAUCAUGGAGAAGGUGGAAAGUAUCGGGCUGGAGAAUAUAAUGCUACCACCCCAACAUCCUCCAGGCAUUAGUCCGCUUGCCCUGCACGGUACAUCCGCGCUCUACACUGCGGCAUCAACCGGCCGUGGUCGAAGCCCGAUGGCACAACUAACCAGCCUAAAGCACCUACGCAAGCAGCAGCAACACCAGGACGAUCUCGUAACAAUCGAUAAGGAAACGAUCAAAGCCGUACUGACGAAGGGUCUAUCGCACGAUAGCCUUAAGAGUAUGGCUUCAUCGUCCGGUGCUAGUAGCGGUAUCAGUACGGCCAUGUCCUCCGAUUCCGACAGCUCGUCCGUAGCAAGCUUUGAAUCGGAACCUCGUACGAAGGAAACAAUGGCCAGCUCGGGUGCUACGGCUUCACCAACGACAGCGGCACGACUGAAACAGAUGCAGCGACAAAAAUCACGCCGCAAUCUACUGAACGGUGCUAACGGUGGAUCGCAGCGGCCAGAUCUGGGCACGGUGAACGGUUCCAACCGUCCCGGUGUACGACCCGACCUUGGUACAGUGGGUAACAAACAAACAGCAAAGACGACCAGCAGUGGUAGCGGUAAAGACGGUCGCAAACAGCAACAAUUAGCAGCCGCGCCAUCAACGACGGUGGCAUCACAAACGACGGCGAAGGAGGAAAGUCGUUCGCUUGGUCAAAGCGUGUACGGUACGAUCAGUUCGUUGCUAUUCGGACGCAAAGGUGGUUUGCUGUAAUAGGACCGAACUGCCGCUAGAAAGUGAAAGCGAUACAAGGACCAGAACAGAUCCGAUUGUAGUUGAUUGGGUAGUUAUAUCCAUUUCGAUUCAUCAUGCCACAAAGUUUAUCCACCUUUAUUAAUUUCUUUUUUGUUUCGCGUACCGUUUUAACAAACCGAUUGUUUCCUAUUUAAAUAGUAUCCACACGUAAUUCUUAAGUUCACCUAUUUCUACCAUGUUUUAGUAGAUCCCGUACAUAAACAUUACGCACACAUAUACAAAACAAAAAUCCUUAACGAACAUUAACUCUUGUUUUCACUCCAUCAGUGCGCAGUUGUACAGACGCAUUAUUCUACUAUUUGUUUUUUAAAUGUUCUUGAUGUUGAAGAACAAAAGAAAUUCGGACUCCCAAACCCGCGUUAGCUGCCGUUAUUUUCCCUCUACAAGAUAUAGUAAGCACGAAAAGAGCCAGCAAGCUUCAUCGGAACUCUCUUAUAUACUGCCCCCUCCCCCAUCAUCGCUGUUGUUAGAUAGAAAUUUCAGUAUUCUUAAAUAAAUUCAUGGUGCUUUCGUUUGGUGGUGCUCCUGCAGAAGUGUAUUAGCUCAGCUUCAAGUAGAAUCAAACAUUCCGGCGUGUCCAGUGAAUAUGAUGCCACCGAGAACUGAUACCGCCCGACGCGGUGGUAUGUUUAGUGUACACAGAGUGCAAGCAAAACAAUCUCUCUACUUUCAGAAAAAAAUGUGCCUCUUUGUGAGCAUGUUCCUUUACAAAGGAAUUUAUUUUUCAUACAGAAUGUUUUUUUAAAGCCUUUUCUGCAUAUUAUUAUUACAACCAUACAAUAAUUUGCUUCGGAGUAAGUUUGCUGCAAUCCUUAAAACGCAACUACACUCCCAGUUCCUAGUCUUGAUCAAUGAGCUAUAUUCUACGCUCAAAAUAAACCUGCAGUUUGAGAUGUUGUUGGCGAUGAAUUAUGGCUUUUCGUUGCUUACUUUAACAGUAGUAGUAAUUAGGUGCGGGGGUCGGCAUCACUAAUACACACGGUGGCGCAUCACUAAUACUUAUGGGCGGCACAUGGUUCAGUAAAGCUUCGUUUUUUACACAUCACAAUUAGAAUGUUUGGAAAAGAGUAACAAAACUGGCGUAUAUUAGAUAAGCAAGUCUUUUUUCUUUUAUAAUAUCUAAACAUUAUUUUGUUCUUUCUAGUCCAAUCAACAACGAAUAUAGUUUAAUGAUUUUUUUUUUGUCAUAAAUCAUUAUUGUGAACAUCUUCCUCCUUCCCAAAACGCAAUACGGUAACUCAUUGAUCGAAUUACAGAAAUUUCUCACACGCUACUAAUGGUUUAUGUCCGGUUCCGAACCUUUCCCUAAACCAUCUGGAAAAGCUCGUGCAACCUCAUAGAUGGACAGAAAUCAAUUAAAGUGAAGAAUUUUACUAAUCAGUUAAUAGCAGAUAAAGAUAGUGAUCUCCAUCAUUCUUUUCCAUCUUCUUUCUUUAUCUUAAGAUUUUCCAUGCACAAUUAACUGAUCAAUUUACUAUUUUCCAUCCUGCACUACUUAUUGCACGCUGUAUAACAACAUCAACUUCUAAAAUAUAUCGACACACGAUAUAGCUUUUUUGUAGAACAUAAAUUAUGCAAACUUUUAACUGCUUCUUUCGCGGUGGAGUAUAAUGCGCAACAGUUAAAAUAGACGCGAUCACUAGAAGAACGUAUUGCGAAUGGGAAGGAGGACAUUUGAAAAAAAAACCUAAUCACCUAAAAGCAUACAUUUUGUACACUACUUUAUUCAUUCUUUUUUUCUUUAUUCUGUUUAAAUUAAUUCGAUUAAAAGAGAGACAAAAGAGAGAGAGAUAGCGAGACACAUCUAGCAAGCCGAUAGUUACUUUAGUUUUGUUUCUGUUUCAAAGUGCUAAAAACAGAAAGUAGAUAGACAACCAUACUAAAACGACGGAACGGAGCACAUUUUGUAUGAGAGGGUUUUGUUUUAAUGCGUGUAGUAGCUUACAAUCGGUCCGCAAAAAAGGGGAAAGGCUAAAUAAUUAGGACUAAUAGAAGGUUUUGUCGUCACCAUUACAACUUGCUUGCGUAGGUUCGUAUUCUAUUUCUUUAAUAUUCUGAACGGGAAACAGAAAUACGCGCACACAUUAAAGGUAGCAAAAAAAACGUGAAGGAUAACGUGAAAACGAGGCACAAUAGCGUGGCCGAAUAUCCGUAUGGUUUUUUUUUCAUGGUUUGUAUUAUUUCUCUAAAAGGUGCUGUGAAAGGAGAAGAGAGAAACAAAUGGAAACGUAUCGAAGGAGGCGUUAAACGAAUGUAAAAGGUUAUGUGAUGAGGAAAUGCAGUGGUUAGCAUGAAUGUUGAAUCAACAUCUGUUUGUUGCUAAGGACAGCAGAAAGAGAGAGGCCUUUCAUAAAUUUGUGUUUUGUGCUGUACGUUGUUGUUUGAAGUGGGGAUGAUGUGUAAAUAGAGCAAUACAGUUGAAGGCUAAUACACCCAAGACAAGAAACGCGAAAACGUGCUAAACAAAACCUACGGUUGAUAAGAUUAAACACACAUACACUUACAUACUAGAAUGCAGGAAAUUGUGACGAAAAAAAUCUGAAACACAAGAAUAAGUUUGCUGCUGCUAUGUAGAUAAUUAUUAAACUAGAGGAAAACAAAAAGGGAAAACAAAUUCACAAGCAUAUAAAAAAGCUAAUGCAAAAUGAAACGCAUGAUGAUGGAUCGCACACAAAAACAUCAUGUGAGUAUGAAACGAUGAAAAAGGAAAAGUUUGUUGUUACAACAACUCCCCCCCAUUAUUGCAGAAUAGCUGUAACAAGAGAAAGUUAAGUAUUUAUUUUUAUAUAGAUCGAAAUGGCAGAAUAAAGAUACGAAGUAAUUAAAAGCAAA